This is a messenger RNA of Plasmodium vinckei vinckei, 2139 nucleotides long. RefSeq names its product vacuolar transporter chaperone, putative. The transcript has 3 exons. Bases 1 to 2139 code for a protein of 712 amino acids. Lineage: Eukaryota; Apicomplexa; Aconoidasida; Haemosporida; Plasmodiidae. The record is from RefSeq and is a predicted model, not a curated record.
AUGGAAGGAAUACCAAAUCAUUAUAAGAAGUAUUAUGUGUCCCAUAAAAAAAUCAAACGGAUAAUUUUAAAGAUGGAAAAAAAGUAUAAAAAAAAACUCGAAAAAGGACUGAUGCAAAAUGCUGUUAAACAUGCGGACAAGCAAGGAAUUAAAAUGCUGCCACCGUUUUUAUAUAAUGACAUAAUUAGCCACGAAAUAAAAAAAGUAAAUAAAUUUUCUGAAAAUAAAUAUAAUGAAAUCAUUAAAAAUUUAGUUAGUGUAUAUAAAGAGUUGAAAAAAAUGCAAUAUAAUAAUGAUAAUUUUGAAAAAAAAAAAGAUAUCGAAAAAAUAUUAGAUUUAAUAGGAUGUGAUAUAAUACAUUUCGAUUUUUAUAUUCAAAAAAAUUUUAAAAUAAUUAUGAAGUUAGUUUUUUUUUUUGAUAAAGUAAUGAAUAUAUCUAUUAAUCAAUGGGUAUUAUUAAGUUUAAUAAAGGAAAAAUUUUGUAAUAUUAAUAUUGAAAAUUUAAUUGUCUAUUUAUCCUUUUUAUAUUCCUUACUUCGUUUGAUAAAUAAUAACAAGAUCAAUGAUAAUGGGGAAAGUAACAAUGGUGGCCCAUGGGUCCCUCCUGACACUUUUGAAAGGGUUUCUACAAAAUUUUUAGUAAAACUAGAUCAUAUUAUAUAUACAAAAGUAAAAAUAGUAAAGCAUUUGCCAUAUCUAAUAUUCGGAUUGAGUAAUGACGAUAUUGAACAGAAUUUUAUGAGUUUAAUUGAGGAGGAAGAAAAAAAAAAGACACAAAAUGAUGAUCAAAAUAAAGCCCUACUAAAUGAUAAAAAGUUUAAGAAACCUCUAAAAGAGUCUCAACAAAUAACAUCCGUAUAUUUUGAUAAUGAAGAUGCUACAUGUUUUUCAAAACGAAUCCUAAGAUAUGAAAAUGCACAACUUAUUCGAUUUAGAUGGUAUAAUGAUAAUGAACAUGAUCCUAAAAAAACUAUUUUUAUUGAAAGGAAAAUACAUCAUGAAGAAUGGACAGGUGAAAAUUCUACAAAAGAAAGAUUUGAAUUAGAGCAAAAAUAUGUAUUAAAAUAUAUGACUGGGGAAUUAAAAAUAAAAGAUUAUUUUAUAAAAAAAUUAAAUAAUAAAAAAAAAGAACUUUAUAAAAUAGGUCAUCAAAGGAGUAAUACUAAUAGAGAAAGUAAUUAUGUAGAUGAUAAAAAAAUUAAAAACUUAGAAAAAAAAACAACUAAAAAUAUUAGAUUAGCAAAUGAAAUUCAAAAAAUGAUAUUAAAUAAUAAUCUAGAACCAAUAAUAAGAACCUCUUAUCUAAGAUCAGCAUUUCAACAAAGUACUGACAAUACGGUAAGAAUAUCAAUAGAUACAAAUAUUUCAAUGUUAAAUGAAUAUAUUAAAAAAAGAGAAUAUUGGUGUAGAUUAUCUGAAGAAGUAUUAGGGAAAAAUGAAAUAAUUCGUCUUAAUUAUGGAAUUAUAGAAGUAAAAUUAAAAGUUAAUAAAAUGCCUGAAUGGAUUACACAUAUCUUAAAUAGUAAUGAAUCCAUAAAUUUAUAUAAAUAUUCUAAAUAUCAAACAGCUAUGGCUUUAUUACAUUCAGAUAAAAUAAAAUAUAUACCUAUAUGGGUAUAUGAAAAUAUACAUCACCGAUUUAAAUCGAAAAGCAGCUUUAGUGACUUAACUACAAAGAAUUCGCAUGGACACAUUAGUGAUUUUGCCCAUGAUCCCGAUUUUAAAGGAGCAAUAAAAAAUGACAAUAAUACAAAUCAAUACUUGCAUAAAUAUGGAUACCCAUCAAAUGGUUAUGCAACAGAUAUCAAUAUGUCUGCAUAUAAUACAUUAGAAAAAAUGAAUGAAUUAGAAAAAACAUUUUAUUGGAUAAAUAAUAAAUAUAAUAAAAAUUAUAAAGAAAAUGAAAAAAUAAAUUUAUUAAAAAUAGAUCCUAAAAUAAAUUUUGCUGCCGAAAGAACAUUUCUUCAUUAUGCCAUCGUAUCUGUGUACAUAACAUUAUUGGCUUUAUUUUUAGAUAGAUAUAAAAAUAAAAACACUAAUAUAUAUAUUGUCAUAAUUUUACUACUAAUAACUUCAUUCUCUUCACUAAUAUCAUCCUACUUUUUUUUUUUAAAGAGAAACCAUAUUAUUCAAAAGUAA